CUCGCUAACAUACAACAUCAGGCAGGUGAAGAUGGCGGAUGUGUUGAGUGUUCUCCGUCAGUACAACAUUCAUAAAAAAGAAAUCAUCGCCAAAGGAGAUGAAGUGAUAUUUGGAGAGUUCUCUUGGCCGAAGAAUGUCAAGACUAACUACAUAAUCUGGGGUACUGGUAAAGAGGGGCAGCCCAAGGAGUACUAUACUUUGGACUCCAUCUUAUUCCUGCUCAACAAUGUACAUCUGGCACAUUCAUCCUAUGUGCGACGAGCUGCAACAGAAAACAUCCCUGUUGUCAGACGACCGGAUCGAAAGGGCUUGCUGUCMUACCUCAAUGGCGAGAGUUCGACGUCAACGAGCAUUGACCGGAGUGCACCAAUAGAAAUAGGUCUUCAAAGACCGACACAAGUCAAAAGAGCAGCUGAUGAAGUUUCUUCUGAAGCCAAAAAACCAAGGAUUGAGGAUGAAGAACGAGUGCGUUUGGACAAGGAGCGCCUGGCUGCUCGUCUGGAGGGCCACAAGGAAGGCAUCGUGCAGACGGAUCAGAUCAGAUCACUGUCAGAGGCCAUGUCCGUGGAGAAAAUUGCGGCCAUCAAAGCCAAGAUUAUGGCCAAGAAGCGCUCAACCAUUAAAACGGAUCUGGAUGAUGACAUAACCCUGAAGCAGAGAAGCUUUGUGGACGCAGAGGUGGAUGUCACCAGGGAUAUCGUCAGCCGCGAGCGAAUGUGGAGGACCAGGACGACCAUCCUGCAGAGCACCGGAAAGAACUUCUCGAAGAACAUUUUUGCCAUCCUUCAGUCUGUGAAAGCCAGAGAAGAAGGUCGAGCACCAGAGCAGAGACCAGCACAGAACACUACCCAAGUGGACCCGUCCCUCAGAAACAAGCAGCCGGUCCCAGCUGCCUACAACAGAUACGUUCAGGAACAGUUCAAUAAGAAAGAAGAAACGGAGGGUUUUAAAAUCGAUACCAUGGGCACGUACCACGGCAUGACGCUGAAGUCUGUGACGGAAGGAGCGUCUGCUCGAAAGGCCCAGACCCCGGCGCUGCAGCCUGUUCCCCGUCCAGUUUCACAAGCCAGACCUCCACCAAAUCAGAAGAAAGGYUCCCGUACCCCCAUCAUCAUCAUCCCCGCUGCCACCACCUCGCUCAUCACAAUGCUCAAUGCAAAGGAUCUUCUGCAGGAUCUAAAGUUUGUCACCUCUGAAGAGAAGAAGCAGCAGGGUUUCCAGCGGGACAACGAGGUUCUGCUUCAGAGGCGCAAAAAUCAGGUCCAGCCCGGCGGAGCAACGCUGAGCGUCACGGUUCCGUAUCGAGUCAUCGACCAGCCGCUCAAGCUGGCUCCGCAGGACUGGGAUCGAGUGGUGGCCGUCUUCGUGCAGGGACCUGCCUGGCAGUUUAAAGGCUGGCCGUGGCUGCUGCCCGACGGAUCGCCUGUCGACAUUUUUGCCAAAAUUCGAGCUUUUCAUUUGAAAUACGAUGAAGCGAAAACAGACCCCAACGUGCAGAAAUGGGACGUGACCGUGCUGGAGCUGAGCCGUCACAAAUCCCACGUGGAGCGCUCCGUCUUCCUGCACUUCUGGGAAACCCUCGACAAAUACAUGAUGAAACACAAAUCUCACCUCAGGUUCUGAGCUCGCGUCAGAGUUCUUCUGCGAAAAAUCCCACAAAACAGUUCCUCGGCCUUCCACCUCUGCUCGGCCCGCCUCCGUCAAGCCAUCCCUCAACACCAACGGACCCAAACGUGCAGCAGGAGGACAGGCCGUCCAUCCCGUGGACUCCCUUCCCGUCUCCUCAUGCAGCCUGUUGGAUUUAUUGUUCAGGACUUCAGAGCAGAAAUCUGUUUUCUGUCUUUUUGUUCUACUUUGUUUUUCUUAAGUUUGCAGAUGGUUCAACAGAAAAACCAAAACCAGUUUGUUAUUAAAAAGACAGCGAACAGUAAAUAUUAAGCAAAAAGGACGAUCACGUUUUGUUUUGUUUCUGUGGAAUUGAGGAAAUUUGCUAUUUUAACUCAAAUGUCUUCAGAGUGAGGAACUUACUUUUGGUCGAAAAACAAGGCGAAGUUAGAUGGAAGAGACUUUAUUCCUCGUUGAAAUAAGUGUUUGUCUUCAGGAUGUAAAUACAUGGUGAACCCUGUAAGAGCUCUGAGCAGAGGGAGAAGCAGCUCAGUGAUUUGUUUAUAGGUUUAACCCACUCUGCUCCGGCUCUGUGAACAAUCUGUUUCUACUUCAGUUUUUCAAAAGAUCAGCACAUCUAUUGGUCAUGUAAUGACGGUCUUUUGUUUUUCUUUGUUGAUGUUUUGGUAGGUGAGAGAAAUGAUUGGAAGUAUUGCUUUAGGUCAUCACAUGAAAAUAGCCAAUAAAGCUUUUCUGAAACAGAAAACMUAUCUGCUGCAAA
Messenger RNA from Austrofundulus limnaeus, 2387 nucleotides. RefSeq names its product cell division cycle 73, Paf1/RNA polymerase II complex component, homolog (S. cerevisiae) (gene cdc73). Gene Ontology annotation, cellular component: Cdc73/Paf1 complex. Bases 32 to 1624 code for a protein of 530 amino acids. NCBI's taxonomy places the organism in Eukaryota, Metazoa, Chordata, Actinopteri, Cyprinodontiformes, Rivulidae. Gene Ontology annotation, molecular function: RNA polymerase II complex binding. The transcript has 17 exons. Gene Ontology annotation, biological process: transcription elongation by RNA polymerase II; positive regulation of transcription elongation by RNA polymerase II. The record is from RefSeq and is a predicted model, not a curated record.